Linnemannia hyalina is the source of this 1965-nucleotide messenger RNA. The record is from the annotation of a GenBank genome assembly. Lineage: Eukaryota; Fungi; Mortierellomycota; Mortierellomycetes; Mortierellales; Mortierellaceae.
AUGACAACGGUAGAACACCAUAAAGUAUCCGAGAUUCCAGUCCUCAUCAGCGGCGCAGGACCCGUCGGCACCAUGGCCGCCCUCAUGCUUACCCGUCUCGGCGUUCCCUGUCGCAUCAUCGAACGAGACAUGAUCGUCUCCCCGCUCUCAAAAGCCUUCUCCCUCCACGCCCGCACACUCGAGAUCUUUGACCAAACCGGCCUCCUCGACCAGUUCCUUGUCCAGGGACAUCCGAUUUCGCACUUUGACGUGUACUUCAAUAACGUCCACAGCGUCUUCCCAGGUCUCGUCAACUCGAUCUCGCAUUUCAAUUAUGCGCUCUUUUUGGAACAGCGCAAGACGACCGCGAUUCUAAACGACGAGCUAGAGAAGAAUGGGACAAAGAUCGAUCGAGGCUGGGAGUUGAUGGAUACCAAGGUCAUGGUGGAUGGGAUGGAUGGGAAGGAGUAUGUUGAGACGACGAUUCGGAGGGCGCUCGAUGGAACCAACAAGCGAGCGACUGAGAGUACUGUCCUAGGCACGGUUGAACUGGAGGCGGAUGAGGCUGGGAAGAAGUACGAGACCGAGGUGGUGCGAUCGCAGUAUCUGAUCGCGGCGGAUGGAGGCAAGAGCGUGGUUCGACACAAGAUCGGGAUCCCGUUUGUGGGCCAGACGUUGGAGAACACUGUUAUCCUUUAUGAGGGACUUGUCGAGACGGAUUUCAGGCUGAGCGACAUCACGGUUAUCAAUGGAAGCAACAACAAGACGAUGAACGUCUUCCCGCUCAGCACUGGACAAGUCCGAGUCAUGAUCGACGCAAGCGAACUGGACUCGACUCAGGCACUCACCCUCGAGGCGUUCACAAAGCUCGCCCAGGCGGCUGCAUAUCCGACCCGGUUCGAAGUCAAAACCCAGACCUGGUUGACUUAUUACAAAAUCAACGAGCGCCAGGCAGCGUCGUACUCGCACAAGAACAGGAUCUUCCUUGCGGGCGAUGCUGCUCAUGUGCAUUCACCUGCUGGUGGACAAGGGAUGAAUCUCGGAUUGCAAGAUGCGCACAAUUUGACGUGGAAGAUGGCGUUGGCUAUUCAUGGACUGGCAGACCCCAAGAUUAUGGAGACAUAUGAGCAGGAGCGUGGACCAGUCGCCAAGGCGGUCAUCAAGAUGUCGUCCGGCAUGUUUGCGAUGGGGUUCUCCAACAAGUUGACCUACCGUGCUAUCCGCAAGGCUGUCACCGCGUUCAUCUCCCUUUUUGUCGGUUUCAUCGCUGUCUCCGCCGGUACCGUCUCCAUGUUAGCAAACCGCUACGAAGCAAACUCGUUGAACCAGACACACAAGUCACAACCCAUCCCCAAGGAAGCCUACCAAGUCGGACAGCGUGCGCACGAUGGUCCCCUCAGGAGAGUACUCUCCGGUGGCAAGAAGAGCGAAACCGAGAUCCGUCUCCACCACUUGCUUUAUGGCCCCGGCAACUUCCACAUCCUGGUCUUUACAUCCGAUCUCCUCUCCGUCACCUCAGCCUCCAAGGGCAAGGACGCAAACGGGACCCCCAUCACGAACGAGCACGAAUUGAAGGAGAAUGUACAAAAGUAUCUUUCACAGUGGCGAUCUAAGUGGUCCUACGGCGCCGCCAAGCACCUAGAAGGAUCAAAGGACGCGACCUCAUCCACAUCGACAAAGACAAAACCGAUUUUCCAUAUCCAUCUGAUUGCGGCGCUUCCGGAACGACUCUCAGCCGCGGACUUUGAAGAUCCGUCCAAGAUCCAAGCAGAUGCGUUCGCGAACAAGGCCAUUGGUGAGGGGGCGCUUUACCAGGAUGAGAAGGCGGCGCUUGUGCAUGCGCGAUAUGGAGUGACGCCAGUCAAGGCGGGUGCGGGAGCGAUUGUGGUGGUUCGUCCAGAUACUCAUCUCGGGUAUCGGGUCCUUGGAGCCGGCCCUGCUGCAUGGCAAGAUGUCGACCAAUACUUUCAUUCUAUUCUCUGUUAG